AUGUCCGUUACUUGGGAUCAAGAAGGAGCACAAAAACUUCGCGUUUCUUCACUAACACGUGAGACGCUGAAUAUCCUUAUUAUUGUACUCCUAUCAUUACUGUGUGCUGUUGGUUUACUGGGCAAUUUACUUGUGUGCAUGGCAAUCAAGUUGAACCGGAAGCUGCAUAAUAUUACCAAUUAUUUUCUUUUCUCACUAACAUUAACUGAUUUGUUGGUAUGUGGCGUGGUAAUGCCACUUAGCCUCAUUGUGGAAUUAAAUCAAGGAAUGUGGACAUGGAAUUUUUUGAUGUGCUUACUUUACAUAUAUGCCGACGUAUUUUUGUGCACCGCCAGUAUUGUACAUAUGUCUAUUAUCUCAAUAGAUCGAUAUCUCGGAAUUUCGAAACCUUUGAAAGCCCGGAAUAAAUCAAAAACACUGAUGAAGGUGAAGUUAGCUUCUGUCUGGAUAGCAACGAUAUUAAUCUCUUGCCCAAUUGUUAUCAUGGCUCUUAUUGAUUCAAGAAAUGUAUUUAAUGGUAAUACUUGUCGCAUUACUAAUCGUUACUACAUGAUUUAUGGAUCAAUACUCGCAUUCUUAAUACCAUUUCUUAUUAUGGUAGUUACUUAUAUCCGCACUACAAAUCUUCUCAAACGACAACCAAGUCUUAUUAGUCAUCAAAGGACUGCUACCAACAGUCACACUGAAGUGCCAAUUAUCUUACGACAUAACUUCACGCAGAGCAACUACAUCCCUAAAAAGGUUCAAAAUGUUAUUCCAUUUAGAAGAAAUAUAGGCAUGACAAAAGGCCCGCUGAAGACUACUUUGUUACCGAUAUACUGUGAGAGAAGAAUGGAAAUGUUAGAAAAAAAUCGGCCACGUAAUCUUCGAAAACGUACAAAAAUAGCAGUUUUUGCCAUAGGCGAUAAAAUAACCAAGAAAGAAGCAAUUCCAAAGCGCAGCACAGAACUCACCAAUGAACACAAGGCAACACGUGUGCUAGCCAUUGUAUUUGCAUGUUUUUUUAUUUGUUGGACACCAUUUUUUGGUGGCAAUCUUGUGCUUGGCUUUUGCGGCAAACGAUGUGCCUUACCGCCAACUAUAGCGUCUUUUUUUCUGUGGUUAGGGUAUUUUUCGAGCACCAUCAAUCCUCUUAUUUAUACUAUUUUUAAUAGACAAUUUCGACGAACAGUCCUCGAAAUUCUUCGCUGUCAUUGUGCUUACUCGGUGCAGAAUACCUAUACUAGCAAUUAUUAUUGGAGACAAUUGCACAAUAACAACUGGGUUACCACUGAUCGACCUGAUUUGGAACAAGAACGCUCCAACCCUCUACGCUGUAAAGGAUGUUUAGAUGAGUCGAAACCUUCAAGACAAGAACAAAGUGUUCAGUCAAUACAGCCAGAUGGUUUACCAUUGGUAACAAACAGAGGAAUCAGCUUACUUCAAAAGAAUGUACAACCUGCAGUAAGUCAUCACCUACAAAACAAGCUCAAAACGAAGCAUCUCUCAUGGAAAAAACCCAGAUGGACGACAACCCAUUUUACUGAGCAUAUUAUUGAGGAAAUUAUUUUCAACAUUUGA
This is a messenger RNA of Brugia malayi, 1560 nucleotides long. RefSeq lists its product as uncharacterized. The coding region runs from base 1 to 1560 and encodes 519 amino acids. Lineage: Eukaryota; Metazoa; Nematoda; Chromadorea; Rhabditida; Onchocercidae. Gene Ontology annotation, biological process: G protein-coupled receptor signaling pathway, coupled to cyclic nucleotide second messenger; serotonin receptor signaling pathway; chemical synaptic transmission. Gene Ontology annotation, molecular function: G protein-coupled serotonin receptor activity; serotonin binding; neurotransmitter receptor activity. The record is from RefSeq and is a predicted model, not a curated record. Gene Ontology annotation, cellular component: dendrite; membrane. The transcript is spliced from 9 exons.